This is a messenger RNA of Salvia hispanica, 1623 nucleotides long. The record is from RefSeq and is a predicted model, not a curated record. NCBI's taxonomy places the organism in Eukaryota, Viridiplantae, Streptophyta, Magnoliopsida, Lamiales, Lamiaceae.
GAACCUCAGAGACAGAGUACCCUACUCUUGCAAUUUCCCGGUUAAAUCACUUCUAAACCCUAAUUCACACAUUCAUUCAUUCAUAAAUCAAAGCAAAAGCAGGAGAGCAAGCAUAGGGCUGAGAUUCCGGCUCCAAUUCCUCCGUCUCAAGAUGGCAUCCGCCGCCGCCACCUCCUCCACCGCCACUAUGUUCGGAUCCGCCGCCGCCUCAGAUGGCUGCUCACGCCGAGUUUUCGUUACGACCACUGUCCAGGUGCGCGCCUCGCAGAGUUCUCCGGCCUUCCUUAGAACGAGUAGAGCUAUCAAAACUUACGCCUCCUGCAGCAAUUCGUCCGUUGUAAAUGAACCUCAAUUGGGGAGAUGGCAUAUGAAGUUGUCAAUUGCUGCAUUGGUCACUGAGGCAUCUGCUAAGGUUAUUGAUGGAAAAGCCACUGCGAAAGAGAUCAGAGAGGAAAUAGCUGCUGAAAUAUCAAAAAUGAAGGAAUCUAGCGGUGUUGUUCCUGGACUGGCUGUUAUUCUUGUUGGAGAGAGGAAGGAUUCUGCAACUUAUGUACGGAACAAGAAAAAAGCGUGUGAAGCAGUUGGGAUCAAGUCAUACGAAGUACACUUAGCUGAAGAUUGCUCAGAACAAGAAGUCCUUGAGCAUAUCUCAGCCUUCAAUGAUGAUCCCGCAGUUAAUGGUAUCCUUGUUCAGUUGCCUCUACCUUCCCAUAUGAAUGAGCAAAAUAUCUUGAAUGCUGUCUGCAUUGAGAAAGAUGUUGAUGGAUUUAGCCCACUGAAUAUUGGCCGCCUGGCUAUGAGAGAUAGAGAACCACUAUUUGUUCCGUGUACGCCCAAAGGAUGCAUAGAGUUGUUGCAUAGAUAUGGUGUUCCAAUCAAGGGAAAGAGGGCCGUUGUAAUAGGCAGGAGUAAUAUUGUUGGAAUGCCAGCUGCUCUUCUCUUGCAAAGAGAAGAUGCCACUGUUACAGUUGUCCACUCAAGAACAAAGAAUCCUGAGGCUAUCACUAGAGAAGCAGACAUUGUAAUCACUGCGGUGGGACAGCCAAACAUGGUCAGAGGUAGCUGGAUCAAGCCUGGUGCUGUUGUCAUCGAUGUUGGAAUCAAUCCAGUCGAGGACACGAGCUGCAGUCGUGGAUAUCGGCUCGUUGGAGACGUAUGUUAUGAGGAGGCUAGCAAGAUUGCUUCAGCCAUCACUCCGGUUCCUGGGGGAGUUGGGCCUAUGACCAUAGCAAUGCUUCUCUCCAACACUCUUUCUGCAGCUAAGCGAGCUUACAAUUUGGAAUGACAUUGUCUCAGCUAUGGAGAAUAAGGAGCAAAAUUUUGGGUUGAACUUUACCUCGCUUUAGUAUUUCCUCUUAAAUUGAAAGAUGUAAUGCUGCUUAUUUAGUAGUAAUGCGUUUUCCGUGUUCCAAAUUAUCGCAUUUCUUCGAACUGAAUUUGGAAAGGCAAGUGAAGAUUAUAGGCUACUGAAUCAGAUCUCUGCAGAAGCAAAGUGGCUGCCUGACAAGCGCCUUCCGAUGACACGUGAAAAGCCCGUGCUGACAUGAAGACUCAGAUCGCCUCCAUUGUGUAUGAUUAUAACAGUUUUACCAAAUUACAUACAGAUUGAUUCAUCUUCCUUUA